Vollenhovia emeryi is the source of this 1038-nucleotide messenger RNA. RefSeq names its product geminin-like. Gene Ontology annotation, biological process: regulation of DNA replication. The coding region runs from base 211 to 720 and encodes 169 amino acids. The record is from RefSeq and is a predicted model, not a curated record. The transcript has 5 exons. NCBI's taxonomy places the organism in Eukaryota, Metazoa, Arthropoda, Insecta, Hymenoptera, Formicidae.
UAAAUCGGUUAUUCGGUUAUCGGUUGUGCUUCGCAGUUCUCGUGUGCCGAAAACAGCUCCUCGUGUUAUACAUGUUAACGAGUUCAACAGUUGGCCGGUAGACAAAAUUGUGUGCAUGAACAGGAGAACACGUUUGCCACAGUUUAGUCGGUCUCUUUCUUAACGUUACUUUACAUUUGCGAAUUUCCUUUGAUUCUCGAAGGCAGUACAAUGGAACAACCGGUCAAAACAGUCGCUCCUAAGACUAAGGACCGAAAGCCUUUGCACAUAUUGCAACCAGCAGCCACUGAUAACGAAACUUUAGUUGGAGCUGACAGGAUUCUUAGAUUUGCUAAGUCAAAAGAGACGAAAACAAAAACAAAACAGUACGCAAUAGAAAAUGUUGAGAAGGAUACUGCUAAGUGCACAAAAAUGACUAAGAUAAGCAAGGCUGUCCAGACUGCACGAGAGGAAAAAGCGAAAAUUGAAGUAGAAGAUUUAACAUCAGACGAGCCUAGCGAAAACUACUGGCAAAUUGUGGCUGAAAGAAGACGAAUGGCGCUUGUGAAUGCCAUAGAAGAAAAUGAGAAACUGGCACAGUAUAUUGAAAAGUUGGAAGAGGAAAAUCGUGUCUACAAGGAAAUGUUGGACGUGACGAAAACAUUUGUCGAAGUACUACAGGAGCAAAUUGAAGACGACAGAAGCGGCAUAAAUAACUCGUUAGGUGACAGCACUCUUUGAUUUGAGUUAGCCCUCAAUUCCUCGAUGAAAACAAGAGAAAUGAAUAAUACACUAGUGAUUACGAUGUUAAUUUAUAAAAACUAUUUAUAUAACGUGAGCAAAGUGUUUGCUUAAAGUAUUUGCCAUUUUUUACAUUUAGCCAAUAUUUUAAAGGAUGACGUAAAUACAUUUCUCUUGCAAUAGAAUUAUUUUUCACUUUAUAUUGGUAUCACGCAAAUUGUUAAUCGCUAAUAUUAGAAAUACACAAGUAAUAUGUGAAGUUAAAACUAUCAACCUAUUGACAUGUAUAAUGCGGCGAUAAUAGGAUGGUUGGAGUAA